CUCGGUGGUGACUUCCGACCUAGCACUCGCGUCCGGAUUUAGUCUGGGUUAUUGGAUUUCUUUCGAUCAGUCAAAAGCUUGUGAAUUAUAAAGAGAAUGUGAUGUUUUCGUCGUUUGCAGAGCUUUUGUUGAUUUUUUAAUAGACGUGUAUAUAGGUUAUAAAUUUAGUAUGAGUAUGAAUAUUCGUGUGUAUAAUAUAAUAUGAGUUUAGAUAUUACAGUUUGUACCUACUAAUGAGGCUAAAAAAAAGUCCUCUGCAGUUCUCCUUCCCCCGCCGUGAGGAGCCAAGAAAGGGGAGCGUAGAGCAGCAUCCAUGGCAGGCGAGGAGACUGGGAGGAGAGGGGUUCCCUCUCUGCUGAGGCCAUCUUCCUCUUCCAGCGAAGGUGAUGUUGCGCAGCAGGAGCAUAUCGCCUCUGAUGUCACGCAGCUCAUAGGAUGGACACCUCUGAUCGAGCUCAAGCGAAUCACCAGCAAGGAUGGAGUAGAUGCCCGGAUCGUCGGCAAGAUCGAGGCUUAUCAGCCUCUUUGCUCCGUUAAGGAUCGCAGCGCUUUGAGAAUGAUAGAAGAUGCAGAGGAGAGGGGGUUGAUUUCACCUGGUGUCACAACACUCGUCGAACCGACAAGCGGUAACUUGGGGUUAGGAUUGGUUCUCAUUGCUCUUCGCAAAGGCUACAGGUUCGUUGCAGUUAUGCCAGGUCAAUAUUCCCUUGAUAAGCAGAUCCUGUUGAGAUACAUGGGUGCUGAGUUGUAUUUAACAGAUCCAGCCCUUGGGUUUCCGGGCAUAACUGACAAGGUUGAACAGCUCAAAAAAGAAUUGCCCAAUGUACAUGUUCUUGAUCAAUUCUCGAACAAAGCAAAUCCUGAAGCACAUAUCAGAUGGACUGGACCUGAGAUUUGGAAGGAUACUGCUGGCAAGGUGGACAUAUUUGUGGCUGGUUCAGGUUCAGGAGGUACAGUAUCUGGUGUAGGAAAGUAUCUGAAGAUGCAAAACCCAGGUGUCAAGAUUAUCUGUGUUGAGCCUGCUGAGAGUCCUGUCAUUUCAGGUGGCGAACCAGGCAAACAUAAAAUCCAGGGAAUAGGGCCAGGAUUUCUACCUGAAGCCCUGGACACCUCAGUUAUCGAUGAGGCUGUCACGGUGACCACUGAGGAGGCAAUGGCAAACGCGAGGAGGCUAGCGAAGGAAGAGGGCCUUCUUGUGGGCAUAUCUUCUGGUGCAAACUUGGCAGCUUGCUUGAAGGUCGCGUCAAGAGAAGAAAACAAGGGGAAGAUGAUUGUCACCAUGUUCCCAAGCGGCGGUGAGAGAUACAUGAACUCCGACCUAUUUGCAGCUGUAAGAGAGGAGUGUAUUGCCUUGACAUUUUGAUCUCAUCACUCAUUCAGAACAGUUCUAUCGUCCACGUAAAAGUCGACAUAGGCUGAAUUUAUAUUGUUCAAUAAAUUUAUAUGAACUAACUAGAGGGUAAUGUGUCCCAUAUUUAUUUAAAAAAAACUUGAUUGUAUGAUUUGCUGAACUAUUAUAGUACGAACAACUAUAUCGUCUUUAAA
Messenger RNA from Phragmites australis (common reed), 1545 nucleotides. Its product is annotated as cysteine synthase-like. The record is from RefSeq and is a predicted model, not a curated record. The transcript has 7 exons. NCBI's taxonomy places the organism in Eukaryota, Viridiplantae, Streptophyta, Magnoliopsida, Poales, Poaceae. Gene Ontology annotation, molecular function: cysteine synthase activity. Gene Ontology annotation, cellular component: cytoplasm. Bases 314 to 1363 code for a protein of 349 amino acids.